This is a messenger RNA of Oryza sativa Japonica Group (Japanese rice), 2962 nucleotides long. NCBI's taxonomy places the organism in Eukaryota, Viridiplantae, Streptophyta, Magnoliopsida, Poales, Poaceae. The record is from RefSeq and is a predicted model, not a curated record.
GCGCUGCUGAAGCUGGAGAAGGUGCAGAGGGUGCUCUCCCUGAUGGGUUCGCGUGGCCUCUCCGGCUCCGGCUCCGACUCCGGCGCCAGCGACGGCGGCGGCGGCGACCGAUUCCUCGCCCACUUCCUCCUCUUCCUGAUUUGGACUUCCAAUAUAUGAGGAUCUAUCACCUCUGGUUGGAUUGCAACCAGGGGCGGACGCAGGAUAAAAAUUGACUGGGGGCAUCUGUGAUCCUACAUAAAAAUGACUAUGACAUAUUACAUUACUCCAAGGAAGCUUGUCUGAAUCAGUACUUCAGUAGGUUGAGGGGCUUGAGGCAUUGCAAAAUUUUGUCUAGUUAUUGGUUUUGAUGCAUUUGCACUAGAUUCCUUCCAUUAGUGUUCAUUAUUGCUGUUGUUUUUUUAUUACAAAUAUAUGUCAUUAUCUUUUCCUACCAAAUCAUUGAUGAGAUGUUGCAUUACGAUAUUAGUGCUACCACAAACUAGAGGAGUACGGCUCAAAAUUUUGAAAGACAAAAUUGCUAAUGUAAACAUAAAACAUACCGUGGCUACUUACCAAGGGCAACUAGAGAGGGUUUCAGGCUGCAGGUGCACCGGGUGAGGCUUGCCGACAUGGCCGCAUGGGCUGUGGCCAUAGCCCAUAGAGAUUGUCCACGACUUGCGGCGUGACGCGAUUGGCACGGAGAUGCGUUGUUGGGCAGAUAGCGAUGGAAGGACGCCGACAUCCCGCCAUCCGUGGCUCUCGUGAAGCCUCCAGGCGGUGGUCGCGACGGCCUCCUUCGGCGCUGGCACUUGCAGGCUGUGGGAAACGGCGAACUGCGGGAAGCACCAGAUUUUGAUGGCCUCAAUCGCUCCGGUGCAACCGUUUGAUUCACUUAGCAUGGAGAAAAAAGCUCUAUUGGUCUCUGACCUGUUAAGAAAGGUCAAUGUUGAUACUCUUGAAGAAGUGUGCCACCUUGGCAGCAUAGAAUGUACUAGUGGUGAAGGAAGGAUCAUUCCUGCUUCAACUUCUGAUCAAGAUAUAUCUUUGGGAGAUCCACUACAGCCAAAUAAGAAGUUGAAGUUGCAUGCCGAGAAACUAACUGUUCAGGAGGCACCUAUGGUUGGGUUUCAUGCAAUGAGGAGAGCUAAUUCUACGAUUGAAGAUUUUGUGCGUACUGUUCGGUCAUAUUUCAUGUUUCAUGGUUUAGAUGUCAACAAAGCACAAUCUAUUUUCAAGUUUCUUCCUGUUCUUUGUUUCACCGAAAGCUACAUAUACCAGUUAGAUGAUUUAAAUGAAUAUAACUUGCAGAUGGUCCCAGGUAACGAUGCUUCCUUAACAGUGUUGGAAAGGGAAAACAGAACUUCCAAUGAAGCGUCCUUGACUGGCAUGCUCAAUGUCCUUGACGAUCUUCUUCAACGCCAGGGGCUAAUGACAGAUCAAUUGCGAAAUGAACUAAAGUCUGGCAUUCAGUAUUGGUCUCUAGAGAGAAAGCUUUGCCAAGCAUUGUCGAGAAAUGACAAGAUAUCAAUUGAAGAUGUGAUGGAAGCAAUCCAUCUGAAAUCGUUUGAUUACCGAGUUCUUAAUCUGCUGAUGUAUCGUCUAACUGGUCAGCAGGUUAAUGAAGUGCAUAUGGAGUUCUUGUCAAUUUCAGAGUUUUUAGUGGAGAUAUCUGAUGAUCUGUAUGAUUAUGAGGAUGAUGUGAUGAACAAUACUUUUAACAUCCUCCGUAUGUUUGCUGCAAUUUAUGGACCUUCAGAGGCACCAAAGAUGUUGGCCAAGUGCAUAGGUGAAGCUGAGGAGAAAUAUGAGAGAUUCUCUAAGAAAUUGGAUCCUACCCUCUCAGGAAGUUAUUGGAGAAGAUGCGAGGAAGCUACAAAGGAAGGUGGAAAAAUGUCAGGCCAUGCAUAUGGCACAUGGAAUAUCCCUCCUUUGAUAAGAGAUGAAGAAUUUUUCCGCCUUGAAAGAUCAAACAAACGCGACGCCUCUGCUAUAACCAUCACAUGACAUUUAAUCCCCUGAGCAUGUUCAUACAAAAGCGCAACAGAUAUUGCUAGAUUUAUCGAACCUUCGUGUGUUACUAAAGCCAGCGAGUUGGAUAAGAAAAGAGGAGUCAGCGAACAUUGGUAGCAUAGCUCUAUCUGGGUGUAGUCCAAUACUAAUCGUUGCUCAAUGCAUUCUAAAAUUUCCUGUCAUUUUCACGAGAUUUUUCUGUUGGUUUUCCUUUUAGUACUUAUGUCAUCGGCUUGAAUGAUUAAUUGCUGUGGUAACCACAACAGGAGCAUUGCAAAAAUCAAGAAAAUAAUGUAUCUCCCAAAAGUUUUAAAAAUUCCCCACCGUAAAAAUCUUGAUGAAAUUCUAGAACUUAUGUCGAGAAAUUUUGAUUUCUGGAGUUUCAACUUCUACAAGGGCAUAAUGGUUGUUUGGGGACAAUAUUAAAGGAGAGAGAUGCAAUAAUGGAGUAGUGGCAAGAAAGAUAUGCAUCUUUUAGAUGGCAGAAGCGAUAAUAUGGUUGCAAUCCUAUGUCUGUCUGUUAAGGCAUUUAUGUGACACUGCCAUAAACUUAUCUUGAUUGUGAACUCAAAACUGGAAGUCAAUUGUGUGUUCCUUACACAUCACUUCUAGAGAAUGACACAUUGUGAUUUGAUAUCUUGUUUCGAUGACAUCUCUUCCUCCAGGGUUGCUCUGUAUUGUUUGUUAUAUCUGAUCUACAUCUGCCGUUGGUUGCAUUACAAAACUUCCCAUGCAUGAUCUUGUUAUUUAUAAUUAAUUUCUGCAAGCCUUAUUCUUUAUGGACUGAUAUAUGCUGAUGCAUUAAGUUCCACGUGCAGAUCACAUGGAAAAGGACAAGCUAAUUAGUAGCUUUUUUGGCUGAAUACUAGAUAUAUGUGCUAAAUCUGGGAAGGUUUUUAGACCUUGUCACCUCAUUUUACUGGAUGAUACAGGUUUUUGUUGAGGCGUGGAUAAUUGAUUUAUGUGCUUA